This is a messenger RNA of Python bivittatus (Burmese python), 2003 nucleotides long. The record is from RefSeq and is a predicted model, not a curated record. NCBI's taxonomy places the organism in Eukaryota, Metazoa, Chordata, Lepidosauria, Squamata, Pythonidae.
AUUGUUUUCUUUAUACUAGGUGAUGCUGGAGCAAAUAUCAUUCAUGUCUCUAAAGAAGCCCGGAAGAGGUUUCUUGGCCCUUUGCACCCAUCGUUCAACCUGGUGAAAAUAAUCCGUGCCUGCUUAUACAAAACCUUACCAGGCAAUGGACAUGAAUUGGCCAAUGGACGUUUAGGUAUUUCAUUGACCCGGGUUUCGGAUGGAGAAAAUGUCAUAUUAUCCGAGUUCAACUCCAAAGAAGAGCUUGUCCAGGCAUGUGUUUGCAGUACUUUCAUCCCAAUAUACUGUGGCCUGAUCCCUCCAAGUCUUCAAGGAGUGAGAUAUGUUGAUGGAGGAAUUACUGACAACCUGCCUCAAUAUGAGCUGAAGAACACCAUCACCGUAUCCCCUUUCUCUGGGGAGAGUGAUAUUUGUCCACGGGACAGUUCCACAAACAUUCAUGAACUGAGAGUCACCAAUACCAGCAUUCAAUUUAAUCUGCGCAAUUUGUACCGCCUUUCAAAAGCCCUGUUUCCUCCAGAGGCUCAGGUUCUACAGGAGAUGUGCAAGCAAGGGUACAAGGACGCUCUUCACUUUUUGAAGAAGAAUGCUCUCCUCCAGAGCCAAAGACCCCCCCUCCCUCUGGUAGCCAUUAGCAGCAUUGCUGAGGAAAGGGACUCUGAGAAAGAAAAAGAUGAGGAUGAUCAGCUGGGAGAGAGUGCUGAACUGGCAGAGGCUGAAGAACACAUCCUUGAACACUUGCCUCCUAAAUUGAAUCAAGCACUCUUGGAAGCCUGUACUGAAAGGAGGGGAUUAUUCACUUGUGUUGCCAACCUUCUACCUGUGCGUCUGGCCUCUACUUUGAUGCUGCCAUAUACUCUUCCUCUAGAGUCUGCUCUCUCCUUUACAGUCAGGCUGCUUGAAUGGCUGCCAGAUGUUCCAGAGGACAUUAGGUGGAUGAAAGAACAGACACGGAAAGUCUGUCAUUAUCUCAUGAGAAAAGCCAAGAAGAAGCUAGGAAGCCAUCUCUCAGCCAGGCUGUACUACCAUCUUGAACUCCGAAAAACACAGAGUUUGCCUGUCCCUUUGAGCACUGCCUAUGGGGAAGCACUGCCAAAGUGGCUAAGGAGCAGCCUCUCACUGGCGGACGUUAUGACAAAAUGGGAAGAAUACCAGCGCCAGCUGAUGCUAGGGCUGUUCUGCAUCAACGUGGACCUGCAGGCCUCCAUCUUCCCAUCGGAAGGGCUGCAGAUGAGACAUCCACCAGCAAGCUGCACGCAAGAGAGCCUUCAGCUCUUUUAAUACAAUCAUCAGAAUUUGGUUGGGGGAAAGAGGGUGGGCAGUGACUGCAUUUCACCAGUUUCCUAAUGGAACUUUUUAACAAUCACAGAGGAGUUUCCCCCUGCCCCCCCUCCAUUUAGACAGGGUAUUGAUAACAAAAUAGGCAAUUGUGUCACCACUAAGCUGGUGACUGGCACAGUGUUAAUAGCCACUAAAAUGUGUUGGGUGUUGCAUACUCUGUGGGAGAUAGUGGUAUAUAAAUAACUUGGCAACUGCAACAGAAGUGGUUGAUGUUUGGGCUGAACUGAAAAGAAUUUCAUUCAGGGCACCUCUUGGAGGUGAAAUCUUGCACUGUCUGUAAUAAGAUUGAGACAUCAUCAGGACUCUACUUUUUCUUUGUUUUUAACCCUCUUUUGCUUUAAAUCAAUACGGUAACAUGUUUUUGUUCUUAAAGACUUGAGUCCUCUGGGAUCAUCCUUCUAUGUUAUGAUGCAGUAAAAGAAAAGCCAGCAAGAGCUACCAAAUCAGCUCUUAAACCAAAUGUAGUCCUAAAUUUUCAGCUCUUGGUAGAGAUACCUUAUAAUUCCUGUCCCAUGUUUUCUUGGAAAUCUGGGUGGAUGCCUCCAUAUCAUACACAAGGAAUGCAGAACUGUAAAACUAACCUUUAUACUACACUGGCCUACCACCUUCUAAGACCUUCUAUUCUGGAGAGAAGAGAAAAAAAUUAGAAGUUUUGAAAUGUG